Messenger RNA from Oncorhynchus nerka (sockeye salmon), 2268 nucleotides. Its product is annotated as ubiquitin-conjugating enzyme E2 G1-like. Gene Ontology annotation, biological process: protein polyubiquitination; ubiquitin-dependent protein catabolic process. The transcript has 6 exons. Gene Ontology annotation, molecular function: ubiquitin conjugating enzyme activity. The record is from RefSeq and is a predicted model, not a curated record. Lineage: Eukaryota; Metazoa; Chordata; Actinopteri; Salmoniformes; Salmonidae. Bases 215 to 727 code for a protein of 170 amino acids.
AUGAAGAAGAAUUGUAAACCGGGAUUAAUCACACACUCCAGCACAGUAGGUGGUGGCAUGCACCGUUAACGUUUGUUUACGGACUGCUGUUAUAUCGAAGAAGAAGAACUGCACCGGCGCUGUCGUUAUUUAUUGAAAAUAGAUAGCUAGCUAAUUCUCUCACCAAGCAAUAUUAACAUUUGUCAUUUUGUAAUCCAAGUUGUUAAAAAAAAACAUGACGGAGCCUCAGGCAGCACUGUUACUCAGGAGACAGCUGGCAGAGCUCAAUAAGAACCCAGUGGAGGGAUUCUCAGCAGGUUUGAUAGACGAUAACGACCUCUACAGAUGGGAAGUCUUAAUCAUCGGCCCACCAGACACAUGCUAUGAAGGUGGUGUGUUCAAAGCACACCUCACGUUUCCCAAAGACUACCCUCUCAGGCCACCUAAAAUGACAUUUAUCACAGAUAUAUGGCACCCUAAUGUUGACAAGAACGGUGACGUAUGUAUAUCUAUUUUACACGAGCCUGGUGAGGAUAAGUACGGCUAUGAGAAGCCUGAGGAGCGCUGGCUGCCCAUCCACACAGUGGAAACCAUCAUGAUUAGUGUUAUCUCUAUGUUGGCGGACCCGAACGGAGACUCGCCUGCCAAUGUUGACGCUGCAAAAGAGUGGCGGGAAGACCGACAUGGGGAAUUCAAAAGAAAAGUGGCCCGUUGUGUAAGAAAGAGCCAAGAGACUGCCUUUGAGUGAAUUUUAUCAAGCUGCAUCUAGCUUCACUUUUUCAGGGUCUCCAAUUUGAGAAACAACAUGGCACUGUUUUCCUGCACUCUACUACCCGAUUGCCAGGCUCGUCUUCAUUGCAUUUGGCAGAAACCGUCUGGCAACAAUAGGCCGCAAUAGGCAAUAGAACUUAACAGCUGUUGCCACAUGCUGACCGAAAACUGCCACACAAGUGCCAACUCAAAAACAACAAAACAGAAGAUGAAUAAACACAUUUUUUUGAAGUCUAUGAACUUUUCAGGAAGAGAUUGUAAAGAUCUGUAUAUAGCACAGACCUAAAACUGGAUAAUAUAUAAACUGUUCCUACCCAUCCAGCAAGACUCAUAGUACCAAAUAAGUAGUGCUUCUGUAGGUAGAAUUUGAGCCCUGUGAGUUAUUGGAAGUUUUUAGUCCUCUUCCCCAUUCAACAUCCACUCUAGUGUGUAUUAGUGUAGGUAUGUUACAGGUUGCUUUGAUGGACAGGAAGCCUUGAAGGCAGAAUGGUAAGAAUGCGAUGCUGUUGUAGAAUCCCACUAUUGGAGAACAGCGGAGUUCGGGUUCUAGAAUGACCGGAAUAUCGGGCCAAAAUGGCAUUUAUGGCAGAGGGUGCACUAGAAUAGACACAUUCUGUAGCAUGCUUGUCAUGUUAGGUUCCUUCACCUUUAGCACUUCAGGAAAAUUUGCUGUAAGUCACCAUUUUAAAAUAUGAAUAAGUUUAUAGAGGCAAGUCUUUAUUUUUGAUUUUUAACACCAUUAGGAAGUUCCCCUACCGUGGUGCACAUGUACCCCGAAUUGAUCACAUACCUCAUUUGUCAAGUUCAGGUGUGUUUCUUUGGAGAUGGACAUAGCCAUUACAAGUCAUGCAUUCACAAAUUGAGCUCGUAGUUAGGUUUUUAAUUAUACAUUUUUCAAAAAGUGCCUCCUAUUAAAUUGCUUGGCAAUUGCACCCUGUAUUGAACCAGAGUUAGUUUCAGAGAAGUCAGAGAAAUUGUUAACCGCUUAAGUGUUAUUUUAUAACCCUUCACACCAGUACAAUGUAUAAUCAAACAUAUUGGUAACCAUUUGGUGUAGCAAUAACCUUCCCCAGAUGUGUGAUGUACGGUCUUAUAUUUGUUUUAACAUUCUGAUGAGAUUUAGGGAAGCUAUUUCUCUUAAAGUCACCUUGAUGAAACAGGUGAAUUUACAACGCUUGAUUUCCUUUGUGUGGUGUCGUAGGUAGGAUUUGUUGUGCAUGCUUUAACAUUAGGUUUCCAUGCUGGUAGUAGUGUCUGGGUUUUGAUUUAAAAUGUAUGUUUGUGCCAUGUUUUAUUCCCCCCCCCACAGAUCUUCGAUUUUCUCCUGGUGUUUGAUUUUAUUCUGGCUCUGAUGGACUUUUGCAGUUUACUUGCCUAAUGUACAAAGACAAAAUUCUGAUGUAUAUUUUUCAUGUUAUGAAAAUUGUCACCUUGUGUAGUGAGUUCUUCUAAAAUAUGAUUCCCCCUCCAAUAAUUGUUGGGGUAUUUUAUUUUAAUGAAAAUGAUGUGUACAAUGUU